AUGGACAUCCUGGGCGACUUCAAGGCAGCAUCGGGGAACAAAAAGUACUUGGUCAUCGCUAUCGACUACUUCACCAAGUGGGUCGAGGCUAAGCCAUUGGCUAAAAUCACAGAGGCAAAAAUGAAGAAGUUCAUCCACGACAAAGUCAUCUACAGGUUCGAGGUACCAAAGAUCCUAGUCUCAGACAAUGGCAAACAGUUUGAUAACCCCAAGUUCAGGGCAUUUUGUCAGAGCUACAACAUCGACUAUCAGCCUAUCCCAGUAGCUUACCCACAAGCCAAUGGUCAGGUGGAGGUGACCAACAGAACAUUACUAGAAGGGGUCACGAAGAGGCUAAAGGGAGCUAAGGGGAAGUGGGUCGAGGAACUACCAAGUGUACUGUGGGCGUACUGGUCCACAGUCAGGACACCCACAGGGGAGAGCCCAUUCUGCCUGGCAUAUGGCAUGGAGGCACUGGCACCAGUCGAGGUCCUUGCUAUGUCCCAUCGAGUCCUACACUUCAACGAGCGCACCUAUGUCGACGGAUUACAGGCGAACCUGGACUUCAUCGAUGAAGUCUGGGAGAAAGCACUCCUAAGGAAUGUAGCCUACCAGCAACGAACCGCCAAAUACUACAACACCAGGGUUCGAGAGAGGCUGUUCCACCAAGGAGACCUGGUCCGGAGAAGGGCCAGUGCUUCCCAGCCAAGGAAAGAAGUGGUCGGCCAUAUUCCUCCAAUGGAUUCAGCUCAACUCAGGACCAAGACCAUUGCGGACAGAAGGAGGAAGAACGUCGCGAAGAAACGUCGAGGCGAGUCUUCCAAGGCACAGAAGGGCAAGGAUGCUCAGGAGGCCAUUCAGAGGCAUCGGGAGACUCAAAAGAAGCUCACUGCCGCCGAGGCUGAGGUGAAGGGCUUUAAGGUCGAGGUGACCAGGCAGAAGGAGAAAGUCAAGGCUCUGCAAGCUCAGCUGGAGAAGGCCAAGGAGGCAGGCCGGGCUGAUCUCUUGGCCGAGAUCAAGGCCGCCUAUCCCAAUCUCAAUCUCUCACGCUUUGGCGAUGAUGCGACCACUGUGGCUAAGGAGUUGGGAGAUGAGGAUGGCAUCGAGGUCACGCAGGCUCUGCUAAUCGAGGACCCUACGCAGGCCAAUCCCCUCGCCCUUGGCACUGAGCCCUGA
This is a messenger RNA of Telopea speciosissima, 1155 nucleotides long. RefSeq lists its product as uncharacterized. NCBI's taxonomy places the organism in Eukaryota, Viridiplantae, Streptophyta, Magnoliopsida, Proteales, Proteaceae. Bases 1 to 1155 code for a protein of 384 amino acids. Gene Ontology annotation, biological process: DNA integration. Gene Ontology annotation, molecular function: nucleic acid binding. The record is from RefSeq and is a predicted model, not a curated record. The transcript is spliced from 4 exons.